AUGAAGCUCUCCCUUUCUCUUGCAGCAAUCGCUGCUCUACUUCCCCAGGCACUCGGUAUCAGUCGCUGGGAUACCUGCGGUGGCGGAGGGGUGACCACUGGAAAGUGCGACGAUGGACUUGUCUGCGUCGAGCUUAGUGAAUACUACUACCAAUGCCUCAAGCUCGCUCCUCCCUACUCUCCUACGUCGACAUCGACAUCGACAUCGACACGUACAACGAGCACUACGUUGUCGUCGUCUACGAGCACCCUGAGCUCGAGCAGCUCUACCUCGACUUCUCAAUCAACUUCUACAAGCAUCUCGACGACGACUACGUCCAGUACAAGUUCUUCGACGUCCGCAACAUCGACAUAUGUCUGCCCCGGUGCCAAGAAGUUCAAGUACUUCGGAGUCAAUGAAAGCAGCGCAGAGUUUGGAUCUGCAAUCCCAGGAACGUUGAACAAGGAUUAUACUUGGCCAUCGCCAUCGUCUGUAGACUACUUCUUGGGCAAGGGCAUGAACUUCUUCCGUAUCCCCUUUAUGAUGGAGCGCAUGUCGCCACCCGCAACUGGCCUCACCGGCCCGUUCGACUCGGCAUAUCUCUCUGGAUUGAAGACUAUUGUCAACUAUAUCACCAGCAAGGGUGGAUACGCCGCACUUGACCCUCACAACUAUGCCCGUUACAACGGCUCGGUCAUCACGGAUGUCUCGCUAUUCAAGACGUGGUGGAAGAAUAUGGCCACUGAAUUCCUUACCAAUGACCAUGUCAUCUUUGACUUGAACAACGAGCCAUGGGGGAUCCCUGCCACGGACGCCGCCGCACUCAUGCAAGCCGGUCUCGACGGUGUUCGCGCCGCUGGUGCCACCCAGUCCGUCUUCGUCCAGGGAACUAGCUGGACUGGAGCUUGGUCUUGGGAGUCCUCGGGCAACGGCGACGCCUUCAAGACUAUUUCUGAUCCAUUGAACAACGUUGUCAUCGAGAUGCACCAGUAUCUUGAUACUGAUGGUUCUGGAACCAACUCCACUUGCGUUAGCCCGACCGUCGGUGCCGAACGUCUCCAAGUUGCGACCAACUGGCUCAAGGCAAAUAACAAGAAGGGAUUCAUCGGAGAGUUGGGUGCCGGUUCGAAUAACGACUGUAUCUCUGCUAUCCGCGGAGCGCUUUGCUUGAUGCAAACAUCCGAUGUCUGGAUCGGCUUUGCUUGGUGGGCUGCUGGACCAUGGUGGGGAAAUUACUACCAAUCCAUCGAGCCGCCGUCGGGUCCUGCCAUCGCCCGUAUCCUUCCCGAAGCACUGCUUCCUUUCGCAUAA
Molecule: messenger RNA, 1290 nt
Organism: Serendipita indica DSM 11827
Lineage: Eukaryota; Fungi; Basidiomycota; Agaricomycetes; Sebacinales; Serendipitaceae
Source: the annotation of a GenBank genome assembly